Messenger RNA from Amphiprion ocellaris (clown anemonefish), 4153 nucleotides. Its product is annotated as rho-related GTP-binding protein Rho6-like. Bases 140 to 838 code for a protein of 232 amino acids. Lineage: Eukaryota; Metazoa; Chordata; Actinopteri; Pomacentridae. Gene Ontology annotation, molecular function: GTP binding; GTPase activity. Gene Ontology annotation, biological process: small GTPase-mediated signal transduction. The transcript has 5 exons. The record is from RefSeq and is a predicted model, not a curated record.
AGUGACUCCUUCACUGACUGCCGCUGAACUGCUUCAGCACCGACUCACCGAGCUCAGAGUCGGACCGAGACGCUCGUCUGGAGGAUUUACCGAAACUUUCCGCCGCCUUCUGCCCCCGAACGUGUCAGUUUGUGUCACCAUGAAGGAGAGGAGACUCCCGCAGCCUUUCGUAGCGAGGUGUAAGCUGGUGCUGGUCGGGGACGUCCAAUGCGGUAAAACAGCGAUGCUCCAAGUCCUGGUGAAGGACUGCUACCCAGAGACUUACGUCCCUACUGUGUUUGAGAACUACACAGCCUGUCUGGAGCUUGAAGAUCAGCGUGUGGAGCUCAGCCUCUGGGACACAUCAGGUUCUCCAUACUACGACAACGUCAGGCCGCUCUGCUACAGCGACUCAGAUGCAGUGCUCUUAUGCUUCGACAUCAGCCGACCAGACACAGUAGACGGAGCUCUGAAGAAGUGGAAAGCAGAGAUCCAGGACUUCUGCCCCAGCACUCGAAUCCUACUAAUAGGCUGCAAGACAGACCUGCGCACAGACGUUUGCACGCGCAUGGAGCUGUCCAAUCAGAAACAGGCUCCGAUCUCCCACGAACAGGGUUCGUCCUUGGCCAAGCAGCUCGGAGCAGAGGCCUACUUGGAGUGUUCAGCCUUCACGUCAGAGAAGAGCAUCCACAGCGUUUUCCGUACUGCGGCUCUGGCCUGCAUGAACAAACUCCAGCCUGCCAACAAACCCAGCCCAGUGCGCCGCCUCUCCAAGAGACUCCUACACCUGCCCAGCAAGACGGAGCUGCUCUCCUCCACCUUCAGCAAGGACAAGUCCAAGAGCUGCUCUAUCAUGUGAAUACUGCUGAGACCAGGCUGCAGAAAAAAAAGAGAAAGAAAGGACAAGUGAACUGUACUGCAGCUGGUUCAGUGGGGACGUGGGGUGUGCAAGGGAAAGAGAGCCAUGAUGUGGAUUUCUGCAAAGCCUCUCUUCCCUUUGCAGCAUCCUCCCUAAAUUCCAAAUAGAUCAGUACACGCUCUAUAUUCAGCUCUGACGCUCAAGUUUUCAUCAUGACUUGUCACCAGCGCACAAUUUCUGCAGAAAGAAAUUGUUUGAUGUUCAGUUAAACCAUUUUUUUACAAGCAGAGCGUAACAGGCACUUUAAGGUGCAGACCCACGUAAAGGUUGCAGUGAGUCAGCUUGAAUAAGGUCAGUACCUUCGCUUGCCGUGGAGGAAGUGGUUGUAAACACUGCAUUUGACUGCAUUAAGCUGAUGAGACCCAUUUGAAAUUCCGAUAGCAGUGCCCUUUCCCAUCCAUCUCUUUGUCUGAAUGUCUGUUUAAGGUCACGCUAUGGGCUGAGUGACGAGAUGAAAUGUAAAAUCUGACAGUGACAGGAACUGGUGACUACAGAAAUGCGGCUCGGGGAAUUUAAAACAGCGUUCCUUGAAGGAAAUUAUUCCCUGGCUGACCCCUCACGGUAUUUAGUUCGAAAAUUAAAGCUGACAGUGGAGAAAAGGUGUCGAGAAGGGAGGGAUUUGGCAAGCAGUGUUCAUUUGCAAAGUCGGUGGGAGGACACACCGAGAGCACAUCUGAAGGAGCUCAAUGUGACUCAGCACUCACAUGAGCUACAAAAGGGGGGACAUGCUGUUAAUAACAAACACACAUACAAAGAACUGGGCCAUAUAAACACUGUCUGAACAUGUCUUUCUGAGAUUCCCUCCCAUUAGCCAUCACCACAGCAGCUUUAUUUGCUCAGUGUUACUAACAAUAAGCCUUGCUUUUAGUGGUGUUACACUGAUGAAUCAUCUCUGUAGCCAGCUGAAUGGAAAACACUUUUUUAUACAUGUCUGUGAAAAUGAAGUCAUUCUUUGUGUUUAGAGAUAUGACAAAGAUUUCUUCUCUGGACUAGUUAAUGUUAAUGUACCACAAAGACUUUGAACAUCUUGGGACCAUAAAUUAGUGCUUCACAAGCUCCAGGUUCUCAGCCAAAGGACUAUUCCACUGAUUUAGCAUUGCACACCAAUACAACGUGCCGACUGACAAAGGAGAAUUAAAAAGAACAGUCCAAAUUGAUACAGCAGAACCAGAAAUGUCUGACUUUUUUUUUCUACACUUGCUUAUCUUUGGCUCCUACUUUACCCACAGUGCAUCUCAAGUGGCACAAAUUUGAUCAAGGAUUCAAUUAUGUUAUGCUCAAGCCCUGGGCUCUGUGCUGACUUUGUCUUUGCAGCCGAACCAUGUUACUCCAACUUCAUCACAUAAUGCACACUGGAACACAACACAUUUUUACCACACAGUCAUUGUUUAAGGAGUGGCUGUAGAACUGAAUACAUUCUUCUAAGCAUUAUAAACUCCACAAAAAAAGCUAUUUGAUAUUAUUUUUUAGGCUAAUGCGCUUUCUCUGUGGGCCUAAAAUGUUGAAUGUCUGCUGAACAUCCGGCUAAUUCAUGGAGGACACUUGGAAAAGUUUUUAUCUGAAUGUGCCACUGAGCAGCUUUCAUUUUAAUGAAUGAGGAGCCAUCUCAUCAGUUAUUCACUUCUCUUUAAUACGUCCAGCUAAUGUAGCCCUGCAGCUAUUGAUGUAUUCAGGACACUGGAUAGCAGAAAAUGAUGAAUGCUCACUUGAAUGGAAAUUGCUCACCUGGUGCACGAGCCACAGUGAGUUUUGUAGCUUCCAGGUUUGCCUCGGUGUGAUAAAGCUCAUUGCACGUGUUAUUAACUUUUCCCGCUCAGCCUUCAGACUUUGUAUUGGAGCAAAUGAUACCUUUUUUUAGAGGCUGCAGAUGUGUUGCAAAAAUCGAACAUCUGAGGAUUAAAAAAAUCAUUGUAGAAAGAUUAAAAACCAACCUUGUUUGCAGGUGGAGAUGUCCUGUCAACAGUUUUGCAGACGUCUCAUUUGUAAUUGUUGUCUACGGGGAAAGUGCUUUUGGGGUUGUAGAGGAUUUUUUUUCAUUAUUGCUAAAUUGCAAGUGACCGCUGCAAAGCUUUCAUCUACUCUCUCUUUAGUGCAUUCAUGCCCACUGACCUUAAAGAUGAGCAGCACACUACAGAGGUGUGUUGAGCUGAACUCCACACAGACCCCACGCUGACUCAAGUGACCUCAUUUCAGGCACUUUCUUAGAUUUCCUGCAGCUUCAUCCAACUUUUCCCACAUAAACAGUAGUAUACCCCAAGUCUUUUAACUGACCUUGAUGUGCAAAAGUGGUGGAGUUCACCUUCAAGCUAAAAUAAGUCUUAAGAGCGAUCAGACAAUAAGACUAAAUGCCCCUGAAAGGAUACAGUGAUACACAAAGGUUGAGUUGAACCACACAAACAGGCUGGUCCUGUCUUUUCCCUUCCUGUUUUCUCUUUUUAUGCCUCAGAUAUAUUUUAUUUCAUUUCGCAACUACCCUAAAAAAAAAUCUUCUCAUUUUUCACUUUUAAAAGAUAAUUUCCUUCUGCUGGAUGUUUCGUUCUACUUGCUCGUGGCCGUCGCUGGUGUUUUUGUAGCUGUUGACGUUGUUCUCGUAUUCACUGGAGUCUUCUGGCGUUAGCGGCUGUUGACAGCUCGGCUAAUGGAGGACUUGAUGAUUUGUAGGUCUGCACCGAGAAGCCCGGCGAUGUGCAGAACACUGGAAUUUAACGCGUUGCCUAGCAACAGUGCGAGCAGGGGCAGUUCCUGUCUCUCCCAGAGAGGGAGGGAUGGGUCUCGGAGAGGGCGCCUCACCUUUUAUUUGUAGCAUUAGACAGAAGCCACAGCAAAGGUGAUGAUUGGACAUAUAAGACAGCAGCGGACUGCUGGAGAUGUUUGCGUUGGCUGGAGGAAGCCCAUGCUAGUAGCAGCCACGGGUGGGUUGUCUGAAGCGUGGCUCUGUAGCUCUGCUGCAGUCCUCCUUCACUUCUCCGUCCUGUCUGGAGCAUCCUGCCAUAAACGAGUUGUCCGAUAUGCAACCAUGAUGGCACAGUUUCCCUCUUGUCUUGUUUUUUGCAAACAGAUGUGUUUUGUUGUACAUAUCCUUCCUCGUAAAACUGUUUAUUAGAAAGCCCUGAAAAGAAUGUUACUGGAGCAAAACUGUGUGCUUGUGUGAAGUUGCCUACUAUGGCUUAAAUUAUUAACUGAAUUCUGUAUUUGUUAUUGUCAUAUGCUACUUUCUUUUUAAUCUUUUAUUUGAAUAAAUAUGUCUGAAGUUAA